Thermothielavioides terrestris NRRL 8126 is the source of this 219-nucleotide messenger RNA. RefSeq lists its product as uncharacterized. The transcript has 3 exons. The coding region runs from base 1 to 219 and encodes 72 amino acids. The record is from RefSeq and is a predicted model, not a curated record. NCBI's taxonomy places the organism in Eukaryota, Fungi, Ascomycota, Sordariomycetes, Sordariales, Chaetomiaceae.
AUGAGAAAACAAGAUGCGCGCGGCAUCUUCGACUUCGACUUCCUGAGCCUGGACACUGCGGCGACCACCCGCACCCUCGAGGCUGCGGUGACCCCCGUUCUUUCCCUCCCAGCCAAGGCUGUGGAAACGGAGGUGCCCAUGCUGGAAGCGAACGGCGUUCACUCUGCCGUCGUCCCGUCAUCCGCCAAGGAUCGCGGCCCGAAUUCGCUUGCACCGUAG